CAAUGGCAGUGUGGAGCAGAUGGUAAAACUGUAGAGAUGUGGAAACCUAUUUACUUUCAAUAAUUUAAGUAAUUGUAGCUUUAAAUUAUGUUUCAUCUUAAGAUAUUCUGCAUCCUGUUCUGUUACAACUCAGGAUAUGAACGAGGUAGCUAACCUAUGUAAUAUGUAACAACAAUUACUCAUUACAUGCAUUUUGUGUAGGCAGUAUUAAUAUUUAAAUUAGGUCCUACUUGUCUUCAUAUUUCAGGUCAAGCAGCUGCUUGUGUGACAUCUGUUGCAGGUUGGAUACAAGCGCCAAAUAUGGAACAGGAAGAACGGGCUGGACGAAGACCUCGAAGGAAUUCUGACUCUUUUCUUUGUUUCAAACCAAAUGAGAAUGAGAUAGCCCUGAAGAGGUUAAUGGAAGAAACAGAAGAAAAAUGGAGGAAAGAGAAAGAAAUUCUUGAAUUAAGGAUCACAGAGCUCGAGGAUACCUUGAAGGCGGAAAGGACGAGUAAUUUGAACCAAACUACGACUCUCGGGCGAGCAUUGGAAAGACUACGCAGACAUUCUGACUCUGACUUGUACUACAAGGCAAGAAAAAGGGAGGUUGAACAAACAGAGAACGAACCAGAACGAGCUUUUGAAGAUGGAGCGGAAAUGGAUUUCGACAAGCGUAUGUUCGUAGAGAAUUAUUUACGGAAUAUCCAUGAAACACACAGCAUAACGACAGAGGCAAGUGACAGCGCAAGUUAUGACGGCGGAUGAAUUCGCAGAAUUUAUCCUGUUUCUCCAAAAUUCAUUGAAAAAAAAAAUAGAAAAUCGGGGUGAAGACAGGAUAUAGCAACUUGGGAUCUAUUUCAUUUGGAGAAUGGAUUCUUAGGUUUUACCCCGUUUUUCUAGUAUUUGUUGAAAAAUGGAAAAUUUGGGUAAAGAUACAAUACGGGAACUUUGGGUAUUAUCCACUUGUAGCAUGAAUGCUCAGAAUUUACCUCGUUUUUCUAAAAUUCAUUGAUCAAAUGGAAAAUCGAGGUGAAGAUGGCAUAUGGGAACUUAGGCGCA
This is a messenger RNA of Stylophora pistillata, 1041 nucleotides long. RefSeq lists its product as uncharacterized. NCBI's taxonomy places the organism in Eukaryota, Metazoa, Cnidaria, Anthozoa, Scleractinia, Pocilloporidae. Gene Ontology annotation, molecular function: protein binding. Gene Ontology annotation, biological process: regulation of apoptotic process. The record is from RefSeq and is a predicted model, not a curated record.